AACCAAAAGACUACACUCUCACCCAUCUCCUUAAUCCCUUCUUUGAUCAACCUUUCCCUCCCUCUUAAGAAGAAGAAGAAAAAUGGCCAAGGACGUGGAAUCCGACCACCCACCGCCGGCCUUCUCCGCCAAGGACUACCACGACCCGCCGCCGGCACCCUUGUUCGACCUCGACGAGCUCACCAAAUGGUCCUUCUACCGCGCCUUGAUCGCCGAGUUCAUCGCCACACUCCUCUUCCUCUACAUCACCGUCCUCACCGUCAUCGGCUACAAAUCCCAAACCGACCCAUUAACCCACACCGCCGCCGACGCCGCCUGCGGCGGCGUCGGCGUCCUGGGAAUCGCAUGGGCGUUCGGCGGCAUGAUCUUCAUCCUCGUCUACUGCACCGCCGGGAUCUCCGGGGGCCACAUCAACCCGGCCGUCACUUUUGGGCUCUUCUUGGGCCGGAAGGUCUCCCUCAUACGGGCCGUGGGCUACAUGGCGGCCCAGUGCCUCGGGGCCAUCUGCGGGUGUGGGCUCGUCAAGGCCUUUCAGAAGUCGUACUACACGCGGUACGGCGGUGGGGCCAAUGAGCUGGCGGCCGGGUACAAUAAAGGGACCGGAUUGGGCGCCGAGAUUAUCGGGACGUUUGUUUUGGUCUACACCGUUUUCUCGGCUACUGAUCCCAAGAGGAGCGCCAGAGACUCCCACGUCCCCGUGUUGGCGCCGCUGCCAAUUGGGUUCGCGGUGUUCAUGGUCCACCUGGCGACGAUCCCAAUCACAGGGACGGGGAUCAACCCAGCUAGGAGUUUUGGUGCUGCUGUUAUCUACAACAAGGACAAGGCCUGGGACGAUCAGUGGAUCUUCUGGGUGGGACCUUUCAUUGGAGCUGCCAUUGCUGCGUUCUACCACCAGUUCGUACUGAGGGCAGCAGCAAUCAAGGCUCUGGGUUCCUUCAGGAGCAAUGCUUGAAUUUGAUUGAUGAUGGAGGGAAGUUUGUUUCAAGCUGUUAUUGAGAAAGAAUAAGGGCUAGCUCGCUCUGCACUGCAGCCUGCUGCAAAUUUGAAGAGAGAAAGAGGCCAAGGAAAAAAUGUAAAUAAGGGUUGUGCUCCUCAUGUUUUGAUGAGGGAUUGAAUUCCAUCUAUUGCUUUCCCUUUUUACCCUUUUCCUCUAAAUCUGUAGUUAAAAGUAAGUAAGUUGUGUUCUUCAUUUGAUGAUGAUGAUGAUUAUCUCUUUGCUUUUGUUGUAAUUUAUCCAUCUUCUGUGUGGGAUUGUGGUGGUGGUGGUUGGGGGUUGGUUGUGUGUCUUUUCUGGUUGGCUUCCACCUAAUCAUGAAAUGGGUCUGCCCUCUUUAAUUAUCUACAUAAUUAAUCAUGCCUUUCUUUCGUCGUUUGUAAAA
Molecule: messenger RNA, 1379 nt
Organism: Linum tenue
Lineage: Eukaryota; Viridiplantae; Streptophyta; Magnoliopsida; Malpighiales; Linaceae
Source: the annotation of a GenBank genome assembly